CUUCUACUGCUACUAAUUCAACUCUCAAUUAUCCUCUUUCUCUCUCUACAUUUAAUUUUAUUUUCUUGGAAAGCAUUAAGAAGAUGAUGCUGUCGAAGAAAGCAGCCUGCAACUCGCACGGGCAGGAUUCGUCAUACUUCCUCGGGUGGGAGGAGUACGAGAAGAAUCCGUACGAUGAGGUCUCCAAUCCCAGUGGUAUAAUUCAGAUGGGUCUUGCAGAGAAUCAGCUGUCGUUCGAUCUGCUGGAAGCGUGGCUCAGAGAAAAUCCUGAGGCGGCUGGAUUUAAGACAGACGAUGGAGAAUCCAUUUUCAGAGAGCUUGCCCUCUUCCAGGACUACCAUGGUCUCCCUGCUUUCAAAAAUGCAAUGGUUGACUUCAUGUCGGAAAUCCGAGGUAACAAAGUCAGCUUCGAACCCGACAACCUCGUCCUCACCGCCGGCGCCACCUCCGCCAACGAAACCCUCAUUUUUUGCCUCGCUGACCCCGGCGACGCUUUCCUCCUCCCCACCCCAUACUACCCUGGAUUCGAUAGAGACCUCAAGUGGCGAACCGGCGCCGAAAUAGUACCGAUCCAGUGCACCAGCGCAAACGGCUUCAGGCUCACGGAGCCGGCUCUGGAAGAGGCUUACCAAGCGGCUAGGGACCGCAACCUCCGGGUGAAAGGAGUGUUAGUGACGAACCCAUCGAACCCGCUGGGCACAACCCUGAGCCGCGCCGAGCUGGACCUCCUCGUCGGCUUCGCCGACGCCAAGUGCGUCCAUCUAAUCAGCGACGAGAUCUACUCCGGCACGGUUUUCGACUCCCAAGAAUUCAUCAGCGUCAUGGAGGUCCUCAAGGACCGGGACCACCGCACCAGCGCCGCCCUCCUGAACCGGGUCCACGUCGUCUACAGCCUGUCAAAGGACUUAGGCCUCCCCGGCUUCCGCGUCGGCGCUAUAUACUCCAACGACGGCGCGGUGGUGGCCGCCGCCACAAAAAUGUCGAGCUUCGGACUUGUCUCGUCGCAGACACAGUAUCUCCUCUCCCCCAUGCUCUCCGACCGGAAGUUCGCCCGGCGGUACCUCGCGAAAAACCGGGCCCGGCUGAGGGACCGCCAGGCAAUGCUGGUCCGGGACCUCGCUAAGGCCGGGAUCCCGUGCCUGGACAGCAACGCCGGGCUCUUCUGCUGGGUGGACAUGAGGCACCUCCUCGGCGCGGAAACGUUCGAGGCGGAGAUGGAGCUGUGGAAGAAGAUCGUAUACGACGUCGGAUUGAACAUCUCGCCCGGUUCGUCGUGCCAUUGCGCUGAACCGGGCUGGUUCAGAGUCUGCUUCGCCAACCUGUCCGAGCAAACCCUCCAUCUUGCAAUCCAACGGCUCAAAUCGUUCGUCCGUACCUCCCUCCAUCAUAACGGCUUUUUCCGGCAGAAACCUUCUAGAAGAUCCGAAUCUCUUACCACCAAAUGGGUUUUUCGGUUAUCGUUCAACGAUCGCGAACGGGAACGAUAGAAGCAUAAUUAAUUUACCCAUUUAUUUUAAUUAAUUAAUUAAUUAAUUAUUAAAAUUUACAUAUAUAUAUAUAUAUAUAAUUAGAAUAAAUUUUUAAUUUCUUUUUGUUUUAGUGUAUUUCUCAUAU
Andrographis paniculata is the source of this 1614-nucleotide messenger RNA. RefSeq names its product 1-aminocyclopropane-1-carboxylate synthase 3-like. The coding region runs from base 84 to 1487 and encodes 467 amino acids. Gene Ontology annotation, molecular function: pyridoxal phosphate binding; transaminase activity. The transcript has 4 exons. Lineage: Eukaryota; Viridiplantae; Streptophyta; Magnoliopsida; Lamiales; Acanthaceae. The record is from RefSeq and is a predicted model, not a curated record. Gene Ontology annotation, biological process: biosynthetic process; amino acid metabolic process.